Messenger RNA from Exophiala oligosperma, 2036 nucleotides. RefSeq lists its product as hypothetical. Gene Ontology annotation, cellular component: nucleus; protein phosphatase 4 complex; cytoplasm. The coding region runs from base 455 to 1762 and encodes 435 amino acids. Gene Ontology annotation, biological process: protein dephosphorylation. Gene Ontology annotation, molecular function: protein phosphatase regulator activity. The transcript has 2 exons. The record is from RefSeq and is a predicted model, not a curated record. NCBI's taxonomy places the organism in Eukaryota, Fungi, Ascomycota, Eurotiomycetes, Chaetothyriales, Herpotrichiellaceae.
CGCAUCGCAUCACUAUUGACCGGUUCGUUGUGCCUUGCAUUGAAAGCCUUGCCGUAUACUCUGGACCGUCGCCUUGAUAUCUUUGAUACGAGUAAGGCUAGGCAUUGUCUUGUUUUGGCCGGUGCAAUAUGUCUUCUGGUGAGUUACGCAAUGACGCUUGUGCUCCGCCAAAUCAAAAAUUGAAAUCCCUGCGAUCGACAGCGCAGUCUCCCUCAAUUCUUCCCACGUGCCGGAUGAGAUACUGACCAACAUGCCAGACCUUGACGAAAAGACCCUGGAAGAUGUUGCCAACAAUGGGGAGAUGGAGUAGUAUGUGCAUCGUCGCGUCGUGCGUUUGUUGGCAAUAGAUUGACACCCUACCAGUGAAAAAUGGCCAUCCCUCCUCGAACCACUCCUCCAGCGUCUCAAUCAGAUUGUCUAUACCGAGUUUCCCACGCCACGACCCUACCCCAGUAUGAAUCGCCAACUUAUGCCCAACUCACCAUCUCAGAUCCACGGAACUUCCACUCGAGACUCGAACCCCGCCGUGCAAACACCUUCGACCCCCGUGCGAAACUUGCCUCCUGUACCUCCCUUCCCUAAUUCCUCGGCCACAUCCACGAGCCACGUCCCAGAUUCCCUACCUCCGUCGCAAGAACCCUCCGUCGAUACGAUACAUGAACUUCCCUCCCUUCUUCUCCAGAUCUUGAAUAGCGUCCAACAUACCCUCCGCACAGCGUUUGCAGAAAAACCACCACAUACUAUUCAGCGGUUGGCGGAGCUGGUACUCCGUCCUACCGGACACUACCGGACGCUGCCAGCAUGGCUACGCGCGGUCGAUCGAAUAGUGAGCGUCAGCAGCUCUGCAGAUAUUUUCCCACUCUCGGACACACCGCCCAUCAUCAAUGGAGUGAACGGAGACGGCGGUGGAGGGAUUCUAUGGACAAAUAACGACAAUCGCAAUGGUUACGACAGCAAUUCACUGGGUAGCGACGAGAGUCUGGGCGGUGCCUUGCUCACCCCCAUACCGUGGCUGAGAAAUGGUCUAGGAGGUCGAGAGGGUUCGAGUGAAGAAUCAGGGCAUCUAGACUCGGAUCAGAGUGCCGGGGCAGAUAGUCUAGACGAUCCAUUAUCAGUGACUGACAGCCAUGUGCACGGAGGAGAUCCCUUGGUGCCUGGAAGACCAGACGGGGCGGUCACGCAAGGCGAAUUGAUGCGCAUGGAGCAAGAGGCGGGGGUCGUCCCCGUGAAUCCAAACUCGAACAACAACGGCCCGGGCAGUAGAACAAUGGCCGGCGCCGAGGAAGGGUUGUACAUGGACGAAGAGGGUGAUUUGGUGCCUCAUGCGCGUGGUCCAGAUGUCGUCGGAUCGGUAGACAUGGGCCGCAUCGAUGGGCACGACGUCGAAAUCAGAAUUGGAAGUCCUCCGCAAGAAGAGGGAGGCCCGGCGGAUCCGAACGAUGCGCAGACGGUGCUGCCAGGGCAAGACAACCUUGCACAGUCACAUCACAAGACUGGCGGUGAAGCCGACGACUUUGAGAUCGUACUCAAGGAGACGGAAGCCGCCGGUGGCCGCGAAGGAGGUACAGAACAAGAUAUGGACGCAAUGCAGGUCGAUGCCGAAGGCGCCGCCAGAGGAGAUGGACAGAAACCGACCGAGGAGCGGGAUGAAGACAUCGUGCUCGUGGACGCCGACGGGAAGACAGAGGACGACGCAUCCAAAGCUGAUGUCUCUGGCGAAAAUGUCGGACCUGAUGCGGCAGACAGUUCGACUGUGACUUGAAAAAUUAAUCCAUCCCAUCCGAGGGGUGCUGCCAGGAAUUUUUUGUUUGAGCGAGAUGAAACUUUCAGCCAGUGCGAGAGAGGAAAAGAAAGAAAACGAAGAGUCAGCCUUACGAACACCACCGUUGGGUACACAUCCCAAUACUCCUUCUGCAAGAAACUUGUAUACUAUACGGAUACCAUUGUACUAUUCAUGAACACAGCGAGAUUCUCCGUAGACAUGUAUUACUACUACUACCUUGAAUAGGCAAGGAGCUAUGCUUCGAAGUGCCAAU